Messenger RNA from Cryptotermes secundus, 1524 nucleotides. It is a transcript of the gene EndoG, whose product is annotated as endonuclease G, mitochondrial. Gene Ontology annotation, molecular function: metal ion binding; RNA endonuclease activity; single-stranded DNA endonuclease activity. Gene Ontology annotation, cellular component: mitochondrial inner membrane; nucleus. Gene Ontology annotation, biological process: apoptotic DNA fragmentation. The transcript has 5 exons. NCBI's taxonomy places the organism in Eukaryota, Metazoa, Arthropoda, Insecta, Blattodea, Kalotermitidae. Bases 367 to 1377 code for a protein of 336 amino acids. The record is from RefSeq and is a predicted model, not a curated record.
AACAGACAAUCAGAAGUCCAUAAUAUGGAUUGAAUAUACUUUUUAAUAUACAGAGAGUGUGAAUCAUAGAUUAUUACUGGACUGAUACACCAUUUUUAACAAUUCCUACAGUGUAUUAUUACAUUUGGAGCAGUUACAAUUCGGAAAUUUAUCUUUUAUAUUCUCAGAAUUCAUCAUCGCCAGUGCGCGUUACGCGUGUGCAGUGGCGCCCCCUGUUCGCUAUGUUUCCUUGUGAAGGUUAAGGAUGUUAUGUUCGUAAGUGGGUGGGGAAGAAAAAAUUAAUGGGGCGUUGCGGGUCUUAGGGUUUUAGGAUUACGGGAUGUUAGUGGUUGUGUAGAUUUCUGUGGUGUAGUGCUUGUUAGCCAAAUGGCGUGGAAAAGUAAUUUUCGUGUUACUGCAUUAGCAACUGCCGGACUUAUAGGCUUUUUUACUGGUAAUUUUACCGAGAGAUGGAAAUUGACGCAAAAUGCAUGGAAGUGUCUACACGUUAAUCAAAAUGAUGAAGACGACUUAUUACAUGAAAUAAGAAGAAUGCCAGGACUACCAAUUUUUGGUACAGUUUCGGCAGCUUCUCCAGGAAACAAACCCUCAAUUACGGAAAAGGAGUUAGUUCCUUUGGAAUCUUCUCCUGUUCCAAGUAAAUCCAUCAGAGUGUCGGAGAUAAUGAAAUAUGGUUUCCCAGGCCUGGACACUGUACGAUCAUUUGAUGAUUAUGUGCUGUCAUAUGACCGCAGAAAUAGAGUUCCACAUUGGGUUUUUGAACACCUCACAAAAGAGUCUUUGGUAUACAAUGAAUCUGUUGAUCGGUCUAAAUGUGAAUUCACUGAAGAUGCAUCAAUGCAUCCUUAUUUCAGGGCCCUUAACUCAGACUAUCGAGGGAGUGGAUUUGACCGGGGUCACAUGGCAGCUGCUGGUAAUCAUCGUCUAUGUCAGAAACAUGUGGAUCAAACAUUUCUUCUUUCCAAUAUGGCUCCCCAAGUUGGGGUUGGUUUCAACAGACACUCAUGGAACAGGCUGGAGAAAUAUGUCCGUAAAAUGACCAGAACAUACAAGAAUGUAUAUGUAUGUACUGGUCCAUUGUACUUGCCAAGGAAAGAGAGUGAUGGGAAAAUGUACAUCAGAUACCAGGUUCUAGGAGCAAAUUCUGUGGCUGUGCCAACACAUUUCUUCAAAGUAAUAGUUGCAGAGACUGCUGACCAAAAGCUGGACAUGGAAGCAUAUGUAAUGCCCAAUCAAGUUAUAGAUGACAAGACACCUCUGACUGCGUUUCAGGUGCCACCUGAAAGCAUCGAGCGAGCUGCUGGGCUUCUGUUCUUUGAUAAGUUAUCUAGGGACAAAAUUAGAAAAAUAAACGGCAGCAAGUCUACUGUGGACUGAACACAUGAAAAUGGUUAGUUGCAUUCUUAUAACAAAUGUACUUUUAUUUUAAAACAUACUGGAAUAUUGUAGUCUUAUUAAGAAGAGUUAGCUGAUUUUAGAGAUGACAUAGAUAUAUUAUUUAUUAUUAAAAACUGAUAAAUAUCA